UUCUGUGUAACAGGAAGGAUUCAGUUUAAGGAGACAGACCCAGCCCACAAUCUGAGAUAUUAAACCGGGGAGGGGGGAACAAAACACCUUUGAACCACUCUGUGCAAGAUUUCCAUUCCUUUAAACCGUCAGGGCAAUAACUUGAAAACGACAUUAUUUUGUUAGAAGGAAAUGAACAGGAGGAAAUCGGACGCUGUUGGCUUCACGAUUGCAAACAAUGAAUGAUUUGAUAUUAUCUGAGUUUACCGGCAGAUACUGAAGCAGAGCUGAUGUAAUGAGAUGGGAAUAACGGUAUUGUUAGCAGCACCACACAAACCCAAAAGCAAAACAAAGUAACGCAAGGUUUAGGUGAAUGAGACUGCGGUUGGAAAGCCCCUCGGAAAAUACCGCCUAAAGGCGGGUGGGGGAAGGAGCCCGGGCUCUGUAUAAAUCGCUCCUGCGCCUGAUCGCUAACGUAUUUGCAACAAGCAAAGCAAAAGCCACCGUUUCGGGCAGGAACCUACUGUUAACUCAAAGAAAAUCAAACAUCCCUUCCAGAUCACUUUUUCACACACAAUUGGAAAAAAAGGAGGAAGUUUUUAGGACAAAAUGCUGAGACCAAGUAUCCUGGCUUGCUGUGUUUUAUGUCUGUUUCAGGGUUGUCAGCUCGUGUCAGGCAACAUCUGCAACACCAGGUCCCAGUAUUGGAAGUUGGACAAGUGUUGCUCAAAGUGUCCACCUGGCACUUACAUGAGCAGUGAAUGUACAGAGACUAAGGACUCAGAGUGCCAACGUUGUGACUCCGACCGUUAUCAAUCAGAGUGGAAUACACUGGAUCAUUGCCAACUGCACAAAAGCUGUAACCCGAAUGGAGGAUUUGUGGUGGAAAAACCAGGUACCACUACCUCAGACACCAUCUGUCAGUGCCAGUUAGGAAUGUACUGCAUCAAUACGGAUUGUGAGAUUUGUGAAGAAAACAAGGUGUGUGGACCUGGAUAUGGAGUCGUUUACAAAGAAGAUCGGGGACUUUCAAGGCCAGUGUGUGAAAGAUGUGAGCCUGGAUAUUUUUCGAAUGUGUCCUCUAAUAUGGAGCCUUGCAGAAAAUGGAGCGAUUGUGGGUCACUCCAAAUGCUGGAAAAUGGAACUGCAACAAAGGACAUGAAAUGUGGUAUUCUGGAACCUCCAUCAAAAGUGGGAUUAAUCACGGUGAUCGUCUUCCUAAGUGUACUCCUUGCUAUUAUCAUCUUGCUUUCCUUUAUAUGCAUUGGAAGUAAUAAGGAACAUCGGACUAAAAUAAGGGACAUCAUUAACAGGCUGUGCCCUGGCAAUAUGAGGAAGCCAGUCCAGGAACAUGUGAAGACUGAGAAUGGAAGGAUAUUAGCCACAGCAGGAGAUGAGGACAACAGCCCUGAGGAUGGGACUGAGCUGCUCCCUGUGUAAAGUGCUGCUAUAAGGACUGUUCAAACAAGCUCCAAUGUAAGGAGGCAGUGGAUAUUGUGAUGAUGCUGAUGUCUUUGUGUUUCUUGUGGGGUUUCUUCGAGUUCAGCAUCACUCUUGGCAUGGUCAAAGACCAGAAUGGGCAUCCAGCUAUGGACCUACUAAUCCCAGCAUCAAAGAUUUCUGCAUGGAACAACUGACACAGGCAAGGUGCCUCAAAACCCUCUUCAGUGCAGUAUCCUACGACAAUAUAUUAUAAUCUGCUGACUCAGUGACAGAGCAUGGUCAGAGCAGCUUCAGCUGAAGUACCUUUUCUGAUUUGAUAUAAAGAUGAAAUGUUUUCUGAUCCUGAGCUCUUUUGGUCAGAUUGCUGCUUCCUUAUAGCAGCAAGGUUGCAUUCUGUUCCAUCCCUCCCGUUAAUCUCCAAUCGUGGGUCUCUGUCCUGAACUGUCUGAAAGCCAAUCAUUUUUCCUUCACAUCAGUGCCUGUAAAUGCUAAAUUCCCAACACUGUGCUCGGUCUGUGUAAAUUUUCUGGCAAAUUUGUUUGGAAUUAUGGACAGUUUCCGACCCUUAGUUUUCUCUACACUAGAGGCCCCAUACUAAGGCCAUUGUCCCUUGUGUAUAACUCCAAAGAUGCCCUUGUAACUCUCCCUGAUGGUUUUUAUGAAACAAUGUAUAUUUUUAUAAAUGUACAGGUGUGAUUUAAGCUUGAUGACUUUGUAAAAAUGAAUAAAAUGAAUA
Hemiscyllium ocellatum (epaulette shark) is the source of this 2158-nucleotide messenger RNA. Its product is annotated as tumor necrosis factor receptor superfamily member 5-like. NCBI's taxonomy places the organism in Eukaryota, Metazoa, Chordata, Chondrichthyes, Orectolobiformes, Hemiscylliidae. Gene Ontology annotation, biological process: defense response to virus; apoptotic process; positive regulation of isotype switching to IgG isotypes. The coding region runs from base 589 to 1419 and encodes 276 amino acids. Gene Ontology annotation, molecular function: antigen binding; transmembrane signaling receptor activity; protein binding. The record is from RefSeq and is a predicted model, not a curated record. The transcript is spliced from 9 exons. Gene Ontology annotation, cellular component: membrane; external side of plasma membrane; CD40 receptor complex.